This is a messenger RNA of Amborella trichopoda, 2374 nucleotides long. Its product is annotated as Transducin/WD40 repeat-like superfamily protein. Lineage: Eukaryota; Viridiplantae; Streptophyta; Magnoliopsida; Amborellales; Amborellaceae. The record is from RefSeq and is a predicted model, not a curated record. Gene Ontology annotation, molecular function: protein binding.
GAUUGUUUAGAGCCUCGGCUCUAUAUAAACUUUUCCAUUCUUGGAAGGGAGGGGCGAAAGAGUUUUUGAGUUUGGGCACAGGAAAAGCUUUGAGAGUAAGACGGAAGGAUUCCGUCAGUUACAGUGAGAGAGAUGGAGAUGGAGGUAGAGGAGGAGGGGAUUCCGUCAUAUAAGAGAUUGGGCAUCCGCAAUACGAUACAGACCAACUUUGGAGACGACUACGUCUUCCAAAUAGCCUCCUGCAAGGAAGGAUCAUCUAUGGCGGUUUCUUUAUCAACAAAUAUGAUCAAACUUUACUCACCAGAAACUGGACAAUAUUUGGGAGAGUGUACAGGCCAUUCUGGAACCAUUUCUGAAAUUUCCUUCUCUUAUCCUUCCUCCUCUCAUGUUUUAUGCUCUUCCUCUGUUGAUGGAACUCUCAGAGCUUGGGAUACAAGGACCUUCAACCAGGUUUCCUUAUUAAGGAGUGGUCCUUCUCAAGAAUUAUUUGCCUUUAGCUUUGGGGGAUCUAGUGGUAACCUUCUUGCGGCUGGAUCUAAUGCACAGAUCCUCUUUUGGGAUUGGAGGAUUGGAAAGCUCGUUUCAUGUUUGGAGGAAUCCCAUAUUGAUGAUGUCACUCAGGUUCUAUUUGCCCCAAAUCACCAAAAUAAGCUCAUAUCUGCUUCCGUUGAUGGAUUGCUCUGUACCUUUGAUACUGAUGGUCAAAUCGAUGAUGAUGAUAACUUGGAAUCUGUGAUGAAUUUGGGUACUUCAAUUGCAAAAGUGGGGUUCUUUGGGGAGACAAAUCAAAAGCUCUGGUGCUUGACACAUAUAGAAACUCUUAGCAUUUGGGAUUGGGAGCUUGCAACUCAAGAAGCUGAUUUUCAGGAUGCUCGUUCAUCAGUCUCUGCCUGUUGGAACCUUGAUCAAGUGGACUAUUUUGUGGACUGCCACUAUUCUCAGGCCGAUGAAAGGCUAUGGGCAAUUGGGGCCACAAAUGGUGGCACAUUGGGCUACUUUCCUCUCAACUCUAAUGGCACAUCUAGGUUUUUUGGGACUGUAGAUGCAGUUCUUGAGGGGGGCCACUCAGGGGUUGUAAGGACGAUAAUGCCUUCAUCCACAGGCCUCGGGGGCUCCAUUGGUGGACGGACCAUAUUUGGGUGGACAGGUGGUGAGGAUGGACGGUUGUGUUGCUGGUUGUCGGAUGAGGAAUCGACUGAGACUAACCGUUCUUGGGUUUCGGGGAGUUUGGCUAUCAAGUCUCCAAAGAGUUAUAGGAAGCGUCGGCAUCACCCUUAUUGAAAAGAUCGCCGAUUAGGCCAAUCCAGAUUGGGAUCUAUGGGUGAGCGAUCCACCCCACUGAUCCGUGUUCUAAAACGCUGCUAUAAUCCAAUGGGGGAAAACCAUAGUCUAUUGUGUCAUCACUGUCUAGUGAAAGGACGAUGGUGAUUGAUAGCGGACCUGACCCCUAAGUGGGGUACCACAUUCUCUCCAUCACCUGUCCAUUUCAAUGAACAGCGCUGACCCCAGUGGACCGUGGUUUUAUUUGAUCUUUCCACAGUUCAUGACAAAUAUAGUAAUUUUUUGUAUGAUUUUGAUUGUUGGUACUUGUAGUAUUUUGUAUUUGUAUUUUUACGGAUUUUUGUAAUAGGAAAGUUCAAAGCUUUCUCUUCGGUUUGGGGGCUGUUUCUUAUAGGAGUAGCUCAAGGAAUUUUGCUUUAUUUGUGUGAAACCUCAUAAAUUACCAUGUAUCAGAAACAAUGCUAGCGAGGAGCACUAGUGGGGACCCUACUUAAGGUCAGUGUGUUUUUUUGAGUUCCCUUGUGUAAUUUUGGUUCUGCAAAUCAAAAAGUGUAUCAUGGAAUAACCGCAAAUUAUUACUCAAUAAAAAUAAAUAAACCUGUGAAUAUGUUAUCAGUUUUGCCUCAAGAGAUUAUCUCUUGUUUCUUACCGUGAUGACUCUCCCACCUUUGAAAUUCCGGUUACAUUACACACAGAUGCACAAGCGCGUGCGUGGAACUCACGGUUUUUUUUUUUUGAGAUUGAAUGCAUUAAUACUGAAAUGUCAAUACUUUUUUCCCUCCACAUGGACGAUUUCUUACCCAUUCAAAUACGUGAAGAAGGAAGUGGAUAUAGACCGGAUUGUUUUAUUGGUGUAUUAACAGCUGUUUUGGCAAUGUUGGGUCAAGUGUUUUGCUUUUGAAAUAAUCCGGCUUGUGUGAUUUUCGGUUAUAUGGUGCACAGACAGGUUAAGUGCUGGUCAUCACCGAAGAGGCAUUUUUGUUUAAGUUUGACACCGCCCUUUGGCAGGGUUUGAAGUUCCAAAUGAUAAUGUAGCGGGAAAAAGGGAAAUUUAUCAAAAAUACAUCUAAAAGGUCAACUAUUUAAUAUCUUA